AUGGUUGCUUUCUCCUCCAUCCUUCUCGCCGCCACCACGGCCAUCUCUGGCGUCUUUGCCCUCCCCGGCGAGCUCCCCGGCCAGGGCAGCCUCUUCAAGCGUCAGACCUACACCUCGUCGGCCACUGGCACCCACAACGGCUACUACUUCUCCUUCUGGACUGACGACCAGGGCAGCAUUCAGUACACCAACGAGGCUGGUGGCCAGUACAGCGCCAAGUGGUCCGGCAACGGUAACUGGGUCGGUGGAAAGGGUUGGAUGCCCGGUACUGAUCGCACCAUCAACUACACCGGCACCUACUCCCCCAACGGCAACUCGUACCUCGCCGUCUACGGCUGGACUCGCAACCCUCUCGUAGAGUACUACGUCGUCGAGAACUUCGGCACCUACAACCCCAGCACGGGCGCCACCCGUCUCGGGUCCGUCACCUCGGACGGCGGCGUCUACGACAUCUACCGCACCCAGCGCGUCAACCAGCCCUCCAUCGACGGCACCGCCACCUUCUACCAGUACUGGUCCGUCCGCCAGCAGAAGCGCACCGGCGGCUCCGUCAACAUGAAGAACCACUUUGACGCCUGGACCCGCUCCGGCCUCCAGCUCGGCACCCACAACUACCAGAUUGUCGCCACCGAGGGCUACUUCUCGUCCGGAAGCAGCACCAUCAAUGUUGGCGCCAGCGGCGGCGGCGGAUCUACUCAGCCUGAGAACCCUACUACUCCUACUAACCCCACCAACCCCGGCAACGGAGGCGGAUCCGGCACCUGCUCGGCUAAGUGGGGACAGUGCGGUGGUCAGGGAUGGUCCGGUCCUACUUGCUGCGUGUCUGGAUCGACUUGCCAGGCUGCUAACCAGUGGUACUCUCAGUGCUUGUAA
Molecule: messenger RNA, 873 nt
Organism: Sordaria macrospora k-hell
Lineage: Eukaryota; Fungi; Ascomycota; Sordariomycetes; Sordariales; Sordariaceae
Biological process (GO): xylan catabolic process
Cellular component (GO): extracellular region
Molecular function (GO): cellulose binding; hydrolase activity, hydrolyzing O-glycosyl compounds
Source: RefSeq, a predicted model, not a curated record